Xyrauchen texanus (razorback sucker) is the source of this 1462-nucleotide messenger RNA. RefSeq names its product 28 kDa heat- and acid-stable phosphoprotein-like. Bases 487 to 1023 code for a protein of 178 amino acids. Gene Ontology annotation, molecular function: RNA binding. NCBI's taxonomy places the organism in Eukaryota, Metazoa, Chordata, Actinopteri, Cypriniformes, Catostomidae. Gene Ontology annotation, cellular component: cytosol. The transcript is spliced from 6 exons. The record is from RefSeq and is a predicted model, not a curated record.
UGUCAACAAGCUGUCUUUGUUCAUUUGUAUGAUUUAGGACUUACUACAUUAUUGUCAGCAUCACAAUUGAUUGACAUUCAAUUGCUAAAACAAUAGAUUGCAAUGAAAUCCUCACAAGAUUCAUAAAUCUCAUUUAAAGUGGGACUACGGUGUUGCUUUCCGUACUAGCAUAUUGCAUCAAUCUAGGUGUGUGGCUGUUUGCCUGAAUGUAAAUAUAGGAACACGGACCAGCUGGCUGCAUGCUAAUCGAUUACUUUACCUGCUUUGUCGUAUAAUUUGAUAUUUGUUUUGUUUACUUUGGGAGUCAAUUAAAACCUUGUACAACUGAUUCCGAUCCUGAGAGACCUGGAUAAUGAGACUGUGGUGAAGAGUAGCAAGCUGAAAUCAGAACUCUAUUGACAGCUUUUCCUUUAGUCGAGACUGGUAGUCUGGAGUGUGUUUGAGCCGAUAAUUUUUUUUUAUAUCAAAUCAGGUUAAAUCGUCAUCAUGCCCAAAGGAGGAAAAAAAGGUGGCCAUAAAGGUCGGAUGAGAACCUACACAAGUCCUGAAGAAAUAGAUGCUCAAAUGAAAGCAGAAAAAGAAAGAAAGAUGACUGAAGAUGAAGAAGGUGUGUCAGUGAACGACAACCAAAGCGAAGACAAACUGACAGCAUCAGGUUCAGAGGACAGUGAUGACGACGGGUCUCAGAAAAGGAAGGGUGUUGAGGGCUUGAUAGAGAUUGAAAAUCCUAAUCGUGCUGCCCAGAAAACAAAGAAAGUCACUGAGUUAGAACUUGAGGGACCCAGACAGCUUUCCAGAAGAGAAAGAGAAGAGAUUGAAAAGCAAAAAGCCAAGGAGAGGUAUAUGAAAAUGCAUUUAGCUGGCAAGACAGAUCAAGCUAAAGCAGAUCUCGCUCGGCUUGCCAUUAUUAAAAAGCAACGUGAGGAGGCUGCGCGGAAAAAAGAAGAGGAACGUAAAGCAAAAGACGCAGCACAGGAAACAGCAGCAGCAGCUAAAGGAAUACAUACAAUGUCUCUCAAAUAAUGCAGACGUAGUGGAUUCUUAAAAGCUUUGAUGCAUUUAUGGACAGUGUACAGUUAUAUUGACAAUAUUAUUUUUGAAGGAAAAAAAAGCUUGAAAAUGUGUUAUGCUAUGUAAAAUUUUAUAACACAAUGUUCUGUUGAUGAGGAAUAUUGCAGAGUAAAUUAUCCCUGAAAGCAGGCAAUGCCUUUGUGAGAGCCCUGAUGCUUUCACCAAAGUGGCUAACUCAUAAUGCUGGCUUUCACUCGAUUAUACUAGAAAUAUAUAGACAUGUUUAUUAAUAUAUUAACAUAUUGACACAUGCAACUGAGUGGAUUUUAAUUAAAUAAUUAUUGUAACAAAUAAAGACCUCUGUUGUAAAGGACCUGGGAUAUUGUAAAAUUAUGUUCCGAUGGGAUUGUCUUCUUGAAAUUAUGUAAAAGAUAUCAUAAUGCCAAUAAAA